AUGUCAACUCUCACUCACUACAAAAUCAUCAGGCCGCUUGGAAGUGGAUCCUUUGCAAAAGUAGUGCGUAAUUUUCACUCAGUCGCUGAGCACAAUAUAACCAAACAGAAAGUUGCUAUAAAAAUAAUCAAGCGCAAUAAAGUGCAAGAUGAGAACAGUCUUCGCAAAAUUGAAAGAGAAAUUAAAAUCCUUCAAGGCUUCCAUCACCCUCAUAUAAUACGACUGUAUUUUCUAAUUAGUUAUGAAUUCAUAGAAACUGAACGCGAAAUAUUACUAGUUAUGGAAUACGUCCCAGGAGGAGAGCUCUACAGCUUAAUUGAAAGAAAUGGCAGAAUCCCUGAAAAGCAAGCCAGAGAAUAUUUCCAGCAAGUAAUAUCAGCUUUAUCAUACUGCCAUGAGCGUAAAGUGGUUCAUAGAGAUAUUAAGCCAGAAAAUAUCCUAAUUGACGAACAAUCUUUUUUAAAGCUCGGAGAUUUUGGACUGUCAAAUUUUAUAAGAGACGGAAUUUUCCUUAAAACUUCGUGUGGAUCACCUAAUUAUGCAGCCCCAGAAAUCAUAUCUGGAGAACAAUACUGUGGGCCACAAGUCGAUGUCUGGAGCGUUGGAGUUUUAUUAUACACUUUGUUGGCCGCAUAUCUGCCUUUUGAUGAAAACAAUAUUCCAGCUCUUUUUGCAAAAAUUAAAGGUAAAAAAUAUACAGCUGGGAGAUUUAAUGUCCCUCAUUAUUUUUCUGUAGGGGCAAGAGAUUUAAUUAGAAGGAUGCUGAACACUGAUCCGGUAUCAAGAAUUACGAUAAAACAGAUAAUGGAGCAUCCAUGGUAUAAAGCAAAUAUUCCAUUGCAUUUGAAAUAUACUGAAGCUAUUGUAGAUCAUGACAGAAUUGUAGACUGUUUAGGAGCUUUACAAGCUAACAGAAGUCGAAAAGAAAUUUUUGAAGAAAUCUUUAAUAAGUGUUUAGAGUUUCCAGAAUUUCAAGGACUUCAAAAAGAACAGCUUAAACAACAAGUUUUAGCAAAAAAGCAAGACUCUUUUACAGUCAAGUUAAAGAUAAAGUUAAAAUAGCAUUAUUGAGAGGCUCCCAGCAUCGCCGCGUGAGCAGUGAAUUCUUCCACUUUCGUCCGAUCUAGACAGAGCUUGCAGCUUUGGACUUACCGCCAGAAAUCGCACUGGGUAAUUGCCCAAUUUUUCAAAAAUGCUUUCCCUUUCCAACUCCGAAGGACUGCUCCACUCGAGAUAAAACUCUGAUCUGGAUAUGAGCAUGCAACCGCCAAACCUGACAUUGCGCUUUACCAAAACAGGCAAAUCCUGCGGAUGCACAUUUCGAUAGCUGUACUUCCUUUCAUAAGGUCCUCGGGUUGCCUCAGCUGCAGGGUUUAGGAGAGAAGGUUGGAUUGCCAUGCCAUUUUAAUGUAUACACUUUUACAGUUAAUAAUUAAUAUGGUGGUGGCGACAAAAAUAUAUCCUUAUCAAUAAUGUAUCACUUUGGGCGCUAAAAUGGCUUUAUGACGUAAGCAAAGGCUCAGGCCCUUUGAUUUUAAUCUAAGCACGCUGUAUAGCUGUUGUAUGGGGUAGGUGGCUUUGGGAAUCAGCUGAUGGUCAUUUCAGUCCAAAUAUUGAUGUCCUUUUUUCCUAGGUGUCACCCUUCCUUAAGUUGGCCGAGAUUGGUAUUGUGCUAACCUUUACCUCCAUAGGACCAUAAGACAUACAGUGCAGAGGGGUCUUCCUAAUCCAUCGAAACUCAGGGACGUAGUGCAAGCCCUACUCCUAGGAUAAGACUGCUAUUGAUGGGGCUUGGGUAACCAAUGCUACCCUAGUAAGCAAGUGUCCGGCGGUCGCAAGCAUGCGGAAGCAUCAAGACUCUUAAUUUAAUUAAAUUUACAGUCACUUAUCAUAUUCUUUUAGACUCUACUUUAAAAGUCAAAAGAAAACUCCUUAACCAAAGCGAAAUCAAUGUGGAGCCAAUUUUUCAGAAAAAAGUUGGAAUUUUUAUGAUCCCAGAUGACGAAACUAUUGUCAGCUCUGAUUGUACUUCGUCCACUGAAUCAGAAAAAAGCAACCACCCAAUGCCUCACAACUGGGUUUUUGGCUUUCGAUGUGCAAUUUCUGCGAUAAGACUGGUAAUUCAUCUUUUCGAGUCUUUGAAAUCUCUGAAUAUGGAAUGGAAAUUUUUGUCUGAAUUUGAGAUUCGGGUAAGGUCAGUUGGGUUUGAGGAGCAAAAAGUAGGUGAAGAUUUACCGAAAUAUGUAGGAAAAGGAGUAAAAUUUGAUAUAAAAAUAUACAAGGUAAAAUAUAUUUAGUUCAAUGAGAGCUUUAUAUUGGAUAUUAAGAAGGUAGAUGGGAUGGAGAUGGUUUAUCUUGAUACGUGUGCGUCGCUUUAUAAAAAAUUGAAUGGAAGUGUGCCGAUUGUGCGAAAGAGGUCUAUAGAUAUAUAUUAA
Messenger RNA from Blepharisma stoltei, 2435 nucleotides. Lineage: Eukaryota; Ciliophora; Heterotrichea; Heterotrichida; Blepharismidae. The record is from the annotation of a GenBank genome assembly.